This is a messenger RNA of Sorex fumeus (smoky shrew), 3231 nucleotides long. It is a transcript of the gene DCLK1, whose product is annotated as doublecortin like kinase 1. The transcript has 17 exons. Gene Ontology annotation, biological process: intracellular signal transduction; protein phosphorylation. The coding region runs from base 327 to 2552 and encodes 741 amino acids. The record is from RefSeq and is a predicted model, not a curated record. Lineage: Eukaryota; Metazoa; Chordata; Mammalia; Eulipotyphla; Soricidae. Gene Ontology annotation, molecular function: protein kinase activity; ATP binding.
GCGGCCCCAGAAGGGCGGGGGCGCCGGGGCGCGCUCGCGGCUGCGGGAAGGGGGGAGCGAAGGGAGCGCGCCCGCCGCCGCCGCCCUGCUCGGGAGAGGCAGGAGUGAGGCUGUGCGAAGCGCCGCAUUUCAAUGAGGACGGAGCGCGGCUCAGCCCUGCUCUAGCGGCUGCCGCCCAGACGCCCGCGCCCCGCAGCUGCUGCAGCCCGCCCGGCCCCGCCGUCUCCCCGCAGCCCCGGCCCGCAGCAGGAGGCGACCCCCGCGCCGCACGAAGACCCCCGCCCGGGCAGCCUCUCUCCGCCGACCGGUUCAACUUUGACUCCAUCAUGUCGUUUGGCAGAGACAUGGAGCUGGAGCACUUUGAUGAGCGGGAUAAGGCCCAGAGAUACAGCAGAGGGUCGCGGGUGAACGGGCUGCCCAGUCCCACACACAGCGCCCACUGCAGCUUUUACCGAACCCGCACUCUGCAGACCCUCAGCUCCGAGAAGAAGGCCAAGAAAGUUCGAUUCUAUCGCAAUGGAGAUCGGUACUUCAAAGGGAUUGUCUACGCCAUCUCCCCAGACCGCUUCCGAUCUUUUGAGGCCCUGCUGGCUGAUUUGACCCGAACUCUGUCAGAUAAUGUGAAUUUGCCCCAGGGAGUGAGAACAAUCUACACCAUUGAUGGGCUCAAGAAGAUUUCCAGCCUGGACCAACUGGUGGAAGGAGAGAGUUACGUGUGUGGCUCAAUCGAGCCAUUCAAGAAAUUGGAGUACACCAAGAAUGUGAACCCCAAUUGGUCAGUGAAUGUCAAGACCACCUCUGCUUCUCGGGCUGUGUCCUCCCUGGCCACUGCGAAAGGGAGCCCUUCGGAGGUAAGGGAGAAUAAGGAUUUCAUUCGACCCAAGCUGGUCACCAUCAUCAGAAGCGGGGUGAAGCCGCGCAAAGCUGUUCGAAUUCUGCUGAACAAGAAAACUGCUCACUCCUUCGAGCAGGUUCUCACUGACAUAACUGAUGCCAUCAAGCUGGAUUCGGGAGUGGUGAAACGCCUGUACACUCUGGAUGGGAAGCAGGUGAUGUGCCUUCAGGACUUUUUUGGUGACGAUGACAUUUUUAUUGCAUGUGGACCGGAGAAGUUCCGUUACCAGGAUGAUUUCUUGCUAGAUGAAAGUGAAUGUCGAGUGGUGAAGUCUACUUCUUACACCAAAAUAGCAUCAUCCUCCCGUAGGAGCACCACCAAGAGUCCGGGGCCUUCCAGGCGCAGCAAAUCCCCUGCUUCAACCAGCUCAGUUAAUGGAACCCCUGGCAGUCAGCUUUCUACUCCGCGCUCCGGCAAGUCGCCCAGCCCGUCACCCACCAGCCCUGGGAGCCUGCGGAAGCAGAGGAGCUCUCAGCAUGGUGGCUCCUCGACUUCUCUUGCAUCCACCAAAGUCUGCAGCUCUAUGGAUGAGAAUGAUGGACCUGGAGAAGGUGAAGUGUCGGAGGAAGGCUUCCAGAUUCCAGCCACAAUAACAGAACGAUAUAAAGUUGGAAGGACAAUAGGAGAUGGAAAUUUUGCUGUUGUCAAGGAAUGUGUGGAAAGGUCGACAGCUAGAGAAUAUGCUUUGAAAAUUAUCAAGAAAAGCAAAUGUCGAGGCAAAGAGCACAUGAUCCAGAAUGAGGUGUCUAUCUUAAGAAGAGUGAAACAUCCUAAUAUUGUUCUUCUGAUUGAAGAGAUGGAUGUGCCCACUGAGCUGUAUCUUGUCAUGGAAUUAGUAAAGGGAGGAGACCUCUUUGAUGCCAUUACUUCCACUAACAAAUACACCGAGCGAGAUGCCAGUGGGAUGCUCUACAACCUGGCCAGCGCCAUCAAAUACCUGCACAGCUUGAACAUUGUCCACCGAGACAUCAAACCAGAGAACCUGCUGGUAUAUGAACACCAAGAUGGCAGCAAAUCGCUAAAGCUGGGUGACUUUGGACUGGCCACUAUUGUAGACGGUCCUCUAUACACAGUCUGUGGUACUCCCACAUACGUGGCUCCAGAAAUCAUUGCAGAGACUGGAUAUGGCCUCAAGGUGGACAUCUGGGCAGCUGGGGUAAUCACUUACAUCCUGCUGUGUGGUUUCCCUCCGUUCCGUGGAAGUGGUGAUGACCAGGAGGUGCUCUUUGAUCAGAUUUUGAUGGGACAAGUGGAUUUUCCUUCUCCGUACUGGGAUAAUGUUUCUGAUUCUGCAAAGGAGCUCAUCACCAUGAUGCUGUUAGUCAAUGUUGAUCAGCGAUUUUCGGCUAUGCAGGUCCUUGAACAUCCUUGGGUUAAUGACGACGGCCUCCCAGAAAAUGAACAUCAGCUGUCUGUUGCUGGAAAGAUAAAGAAGCAUUUCAACACAGGCCCCAAGCUGAACAGCACGGCAGCUGGAGUUUCUGUCAUAGCAACCACCGCUCUUGAUAAGGAGAGGCAGGUUUUCCGACGAAGACGCGACCAGGAUGUGAGGAGCUGGUACAAGGCACAGCCCGCUCCGCCCGAACUCAACUCGGAAUCAGAAGACUACUCCCCAAGCUCCUCCGAGACUGUUCGCUCCCCCAACUCGCCCUUUUAAUAACACCCUUUGACUCAAAGUUCUAGCUUAACCCUUUGAGACUCUGAGAUUUUCCCCCCAAAUUUAUGUCAAACCAGUUUCAUCUGAUCCAUCUAGCACUGAACUGCUUGAAUGGAACCACAGAAAGUGUGUUUUCUGGUAUCUUUGUAGCAAUUCCCUUUUGCUGACUGAGAUGAUCUGUUGUUUGUGAGGAUGGCUACUUGCUGCUAACAGGGUCCUCAAAGGGUUAAGGCUAACUUUGCAACGUUUUUUAAGCAUAGAAACAAUGAAUGUUUUCAUCCCUCAAGCUAAGAUCUGCAGUUUGUAAUAUAUAGCGCGGUUAACCCUCUGAGUGCAUAGAACUGUCUGGAGAACCCUUGGGGAGUGUGCCCGGCUUUUGGAGGUAUAUGCAUAUGUGUCUUGAUUUUGCUGCAGAUCAAGGAAUGCUCUUAGAUGCUGAGAUGUCCAGACAAGAAGGGCAUCUAGAAAUACUUCUCGCUUGUUCAUUGUGUGUGUGUGUGUGUGGUGGUGGUGGUUAGAACAUGACAGGUUUAUGACUUAGGCCUAGCACCCCUCUUUCUUCUUCACAAUCCUCUUACAAAAGCGACUUUUAAACUUAGAGGGCUGACUGUCAGCUGCCGUGAGCCCUGCAUCCCAGGCCAGGAAACAGGGUUUGGGGCAAACAGCCUAACACAGGAAA